AUGUUCCCAAGAAAACAGAAGCGUCUUCAUUUGGGCCAUCUCGGACGCAAGAUGGUCCAUACGCGCAGACAACCCUACAGGUACAGCCGAGCGCUCCACCAUCAGGCCCUGUCCACCAUCAGGCCCUGUCUCAAAUGCCCAAUACCCAGGCACGCAGGGCAGAGGUCACGGCCGUCAUCACCCUGCAUCGGUGCCAUGUACCCACGGCAGCACAGCGACUCGAGCAUAAUGAAACAAGUGCCCGAAAUCGGCGGAGCCGGGUCGGGCCAAAAAUGCCACAAACGACAAAACCAAGGCAGUAACAGAACAGCGAAAGAUCAGGUCGAGCGUGCAUGCCACCAGUGA
Knipowitschia caucasica is the source of this 345-nucleotide messenger RNA. The record is from the annotation of a GenBank genome assembly. Lineage: Eukaryota; Metazoa; Chordata; Actinopteri; Gobiiformes; Gobiidae.